Messenger RNA from Lytechinus pictus (painted urchin), 2091 nucleotides. Its product is annotated as peptidyl-prolyl cis-trans isomerase-like 1. Gene Ontology annotation, biological process: protein peptidyl-prolyl isomerization; protein folding. Bases 107 to 598 code for a protein of 163 amino acids. The transcript is spliced from 3 exons. The record is from RefSeq and is a predicted model, not a curated record. Gene Ontology annotation, cellular component: catalytic step 2 spliceosome. Gene Ontology annotation, molecular function: peptidyl-prolyl cis-trans isomerase activity. Lineage: Eukaryota; Metazoa; Echinodermata; Echinoidea; Temnopleuroida; Toxopneustidae.
CAAAUGUGACCAAGAUAUAAGCGUCUGGAAACGAGAAUACAGUGGCGUGCAAAGUCAAGUUGUCGUGAGAUCGAGACCGUCAAAGAAAUUUAGUGAGAGAAUUAUCAUGUCGUCGGGUGUGAAUUCGCCGAACGUUUGUUUAGAAACAAGCAUGGGAAAGAUUACUGUAGAAUUAUACUGGAAACAUGCUCCAAAGACUUGCAAGAACUUUGCAGAGCUAGCAAGGAGAGGAUAUUACAAUGGUGUUAAGUUUCAUCGUAUCAUCAAGAACUUCAUGGUACAGGGAGGUGAUCCAACAGGCACAGGGCGUGGUGGAAACUCAAUCUGGGGGAGCCAGUUUGAGGAUGAGAUCACAACAGACUUAAAACACACAGGAGCUGGAAUUGUGUCUAUGGCAAAUAGUGGACCGAAUAGCAAUGGAAGCCAAUUUUUCCUCACCUUAGCUCCCACUCAGUGGCUAGAUGGCAAGCACACUAUAUUUGGACGGGUGAGUGGUGGCAUCAGUGUCCUGAAGCGCCUUGGCAUGGUGCAGACCAAUGUGGAUGAUCGACCUAGAGUAGACAUUGUUAUAGUGAAGGCAUACCCAGAAGCAGGAUAAGAGCCUUUGUCAGAGCAGACAAUAACAUUCAUUGUUCCUACAUGUAUUUGCUGAAGUGUGAACUGAAGAUUACUCGGGGAUAAAAGUUAUCGUACAUACCUGACUAGUUUCAUCUUACAGUCAGACGAGUAUCAUCUUGUAAUAGAAUGGAAAGAUAGUAAAUCAGAAUGAACUAUCAGUCACAAUGAUCUUGAGCAUAAUACGUUGUCUUCAUCUAUGAUUGAAGAUCUUUGGCAAGGUUCAGUAAUGUGAAUCUCAGUGUCAAUUGAAUGAAUUAAGCGAUGCCAUAGACAAAAAUUGUGUCAAGAAAUUCUUUUCACAUUCCAUGCUUGAGAAGUGGUUUUAUAUCAAAAAGGGGAAAAAGUGAACCCAGACAUUUUAUUUGAGGGGACACCUGAUCAAUUUAAAAUUUAUUCACCACAAAUGUAAAAUCUUGUUUUAAUUUUUUUUUCCUGUGCAUUUUAAGAGUACACUAUAUAUGUAACUUUUUAGAAUAUAUACUAAAAAUCUCAAUUUGUCCGACAAUGACAGGCAAAGUAUAACUGACAAGUCAGUGAAAUAUCCUUCAGAAUUUAUGCUGUAGUUGAAGCUUUCAUUGAAAAUUUGGGAAGCAAAAAAAAAGAUUAUUUUUCUAUGAAACUAAUAUUUGAAGAAAUACCCUUUCAUGUACCAAUGUUCAUGUUCUGAUCCAUUAUUUAGUAUAAUAUCAGAUACUUGGGGAAACAGCAACACAAAACCUAUUGGUUUCACUAAACCCUUUUUAUAAUUAUUAUUAUAGUGUAUGUAUCUUCUAAGUCUUACCAGUAAUCUGCAAAAACGUACUAGUAAAUUGAAUUUGAUUUUUAAUAUGUCAAUGCUUUAAUCAUUCCAAGUAAUGACCUUGGCUGCUCUACUAAUUGGCCACUGUGCCCCUUUUAUCGGCCUUGGAUUUUUUGGUGCCCUAUUUAUUUGUCCUUCAUGUACUGGUAUUUGUGCUAUAUAGAAAAAUAUGAAUCUGCCCUUUAGAAAGGUGGUCUUACUCUCGAAAGGUCUAAUAUUUUGUAUAGUUUUUUAGUCGGAUACAUUUCUUUGAACAAUGAUAGUCCACAGAACAAUCAAAACUCAAAUAGGGAGGAUCGUAAUCUUGGGAUUACAUGGAAAUUAUCUUUUGCAAGCUUAAACAUCAAAUAUCUUAUAUCGGGGGGGGGGGGGGGGGGGGGUGUAUGGGCAAGAAAUCACAUUCAUGUACAUGUAUCCAAAUGGAGCCUAAAAUUCUUCUGGUGGGUGUUUCAUGAAGCUGUUCAGAAGUUCAGAGCUACUUUAAGUAGAACUGGAGAACCUUCUUACAUGCUAAACCAUUGCCAAUGAACAUUUUGGUGAUACCGUUUACCACAAGAAAGGAUCUCCAGUUCUUAAAGCCGCUCUCAACUUACAAACGGCUUCAUGAAACGCCCACCUGGUGUUACAAGUUAUCUCUAUUGUCACCUUUUUAAUAAAUGCUGAAAAAAUGAUAA